ACAGAAGACGAAGAGGGAGAUUGCGUAGCUGUGAGAGUUUGUUCUGAGCAACUUUUCCCUUUUUCUUUUCUCUUUUUUUAAUCAUUGCCCAUCAAAAGCAUAUUUCUUGGGAAUCCGAGAAAAUGGAGACCCAAAAGCCAAAGCGAUUCCUUUAAGAGAAAUUUUGUGUUAUAAGUUCUACUAACUUGUGAGCGGACAGAUGGAUUUUGCUUCUAUGGGGGUUCCACACAGUGGGUAAUCCGCCAUUAAACUAACAUACCGAACAAAACUCCAAACUUCGCGAUUCCCCAAAGCUUUCAUGAGCAUAACGAGCAAAAAAGGAGCAAAAGGGGCCAACCCCACAUCUCUUACCGUCUAGUUUUUCCCAUCCCUCGUUCAGUAGUCAGUACUCUAUACACCCUUUUGUUAUUCCUCUCUCUCUUUCUUCUUCUCUCUGUAAUUUCCCACUGGUUCUGGCCGCCGAUCCGGCUACUUCCAUGGAAGAUUCUUCCCGAAGGAAAAGCGGUUCCGUCUGGGAGCUUCGUUCUCGUCGGAGAUCUUGGUGUUGUUCGUUUGCAGUGCCACCUUCCAGUCCGGAGAACUUUGUGGUUUCUCGGUCUAAAACACAAGAAGGAUUUGGUAUCAAACGGUAGUCCUUCGCGUUCAAAAUUGUGUAGAAUAGAAGUGCCCGAGGUGGAGAAUUUGGGGGUGUUUAGGGAGACCAUUGAGCUUAUGUUUGAGGAGGAUAUUUCAAAACGACUUGUGAAGAUCGGCGUGUAUCGGGCUAUCGACAUACUUGAGGUAUCCGCAGGUAUCAUGUACACAAAGUGCGUUGCUUCAUGUUUAAAGUACUUAGAGGCUGUGCCAUGGACAGAGGAGGAAGAAGAGAAACUAAGGAAUCUGUUUAAAAAAGUCAAGUUUGAUGAUGCAACAAGUAGAGAUGUCAUGGCCAGGCUUCGCCUGCUUGACUCAGUAGUUUCACAGCAAAGUAUGGCCAGACAGCUUGUUUGGUCUGUUUCCACUUGUACUAAUUCCAUUGCAAGAACUGAACUGAAGUGUUUAGUGAAGGGUCUUCUGUGCAAGAGCUCUGUUUAUGAGAAAGAUCAUCUGGACCUCAGUAAAGAGGACCUUUAUGCAGUUUUUCAUACUUGUCUAGCUUCAUUAGUCAGCCUUUUGAAGGGAUCUUCUUCAGAUGCGGUCUGCCCCGAAAGAUGCGCAAAGAAUAUAACCGAGAAGCCGUUAAUUGAACAAAUUGCAACAGAGGUGGAUAACAUCAACUGGCUGCUUGAAAUUUUACUUGAUUGGCAAAUGGCUGAAGAAUUUGUCAAUGUAUGGGCAGAUCAGAAAGAACUGAUUAGGAUGCACGAGAAUGCUUCACCAAUGGUUAGGUAUGAGCUCAGUCGGGUUUCAGCUAACUUAUUCAUUGCGAUGGGGACAAGGAAAUUGAAUUGUCGUUCGGAAUCAAGGUCGGGACUACUUCAGGUGUGGUUUGGCCCAAUGCUACUAGACUUCGGUUGGCUACAGCGCUGUAAAAAAGGACUGGAUAUGAAAAUGCUGGAGGAAGCCAUGGGCCAGGCACUACUUACUCUGCCUAUGAAACAACAGCAUUUGCUAUUCAUGGAAUGGUGUCGGUUCUUCUCAAAGCGUGGUACCGAGUGCCCUAAUCUUAGCAAGUCGUUCCAAAUAUGGUGGCGCCGAUCAUUCCUUAGAGGUUCCGAAACCUACUCCAUUGAAUCUAGGUAACUACUCUCCCUGCACCACUUGGUGAGUGAUAUAUAACACAAGUGAAGCAGUUGUGUACACCUGAAAGUUAACAAAUAGGAUUGUUGUAACACGUUUUAGAGCAAGAGACAGCUUUUGUAAUUUGUGAGAGGUUGUAUUGAAUCUGAUUUCCCACUUGUAUGUUAGUCUGUGGAGAAUGGAGAUUAUGUUCUCAAGAGAAGGAAGGGCUAAUGAGACUGUUAAUGUAGAUUUUUCAUUAAUACAACACUGAAGCAACCAGAUUCCUUGCUGUAAUUACACACAAUACAGUUGGAUCUAUCACAGCUGAGCAGAAGAAAGGUCUAAAAGAGGGGAAUUCUAAA
Molecule: messenger RNA, 2063 nt
Organism: Momordica charantia (bitter melon)
Lineage: Eukaryota; Viridiplantae; Streptophyta; Magnoliopsida; Cucurbitales; Cucurbitaceae
Product: PRLI-interacting factor
Source: RefSeq, a predicted model, not a curated record